GUCGAUACUCAUGUCACUCCUCCCUUCAGAAGGAAAGGGAAUGACGUGGUAGAUUCUCAGGGUCAGACAAUAAGGUAUUACAAAGAAGUACCUGAUGUUUUAAAACGUUUAUCAGAAGAAGGGUAUGAAUUAGGAGUAGCAUCACGUACCUCAGAAAUUGAAGGUGCUAGACAAUUAUUGAAUUUGUUUGACUGGAACAAAUAUUUCCAAUAUAAGGAGAUUUAUCCAGGAAGCAAAGUAACUCACUUCUCUAAAAUUCAAAAAGCAUCAGGUGUUGAUUAUAAAGAUAUGAUAUUUUUCGACGAUGAACACAGAAAUAUUGUUGACGUAGGUAAGCUUGGUGUUACUUGCAUACUUGUUAAAGAUGGUGUGACUAAUUCAGUUACAGAAAAUGCUUUGAAGAAUUUUUGAUGUAAUCAUGUUAUAGAAAUUCGAAUGAUUUACCUUUAGCUUUUAUUGCAUGUAG
Ceratina calcarata is the source of this 466-nucleotide messenger RNA. Its product is annotated as magnesium-dependent phosphatase 1. Gene Ontology annotation, molecular function: acid phosphatase activity. Lineage: Eukaryota; Metazoa; Arthropoda; Insecta; Hymenoptera; Apidae. The transcript has 3 exons. The record is from RefSeq and is a predicted model, not a curated record. The annotation marks the transcript as partial.